Molecule: messenger RNA, 1011 nt
Organism: Metopolophium dirhodum (rose-grain aphid)
Lineage: Eukaryota; Metazoa; Arthropoda; Insecta; Hemiptera; Aphididae
Exons: 1
Coding region: 1-1011 (336 amino acids)
Source: RefSeq, a predicted model, not a curated record
AUGUCGAAGCGUAAAAUUUCUUCUUAUUUUACUUCAACUUCAGAUAAUAGUAAGCAUUUUAUUCCUGACCAACCAAAACAAGUUGAAAAGGAACAACCGGUGAUACCAUUAUUGAUUGAACCGAAUAAAGAAUCCAACACAAUUGUAACUUCAAAUAGUUCAAAUUAUACUGAUAUUGGCCAAGUAGUAAGUAGUAUUGAAUUUAUAAAAUUCACAAUUCUCGAAAGAAAUAAUAAACCAUCAGAAGACUUUGUUUUUCCUUUUUCUUUACACAAUAAAAAGGGAAAAGAAGAAAAACGGUAUUUACGAUUGAAUCAUUUUCAGAAAUUCAGCUGGUUAGAGUAUUCAAAAAAUGAAAAUGGGUUAUUUUGUAAGACAUGUGUACUUUUUUUAACCACUACAAUGGGUGGUGCUCAUAAAACAGAGCAGUUAAAUAGGUUGGUAACUAAACCUCUAAAUUUAUAUUCAAAAUUGCUUGGGAAAGAUGGUGCACUAGAAAUUCACAAUAGUACUCACUAUCACAAGAAAGCUGCUCAAUGUGCAAUAGAUUUUAAAAUUACAUAUUUGAACCCUAAUAGAGAAGUAAUAAAUAUGUUAGACUCUCAAAGAAAAAAAGAAGUUGCCGAAAACCGUGCUCGCAUUAGACCAAUAAUUGAAACAAUAAUUUUUUUGGGACGACAAAAUAUUGCAUUACGUGGGCAUCGAGAUGAUGGUAAAGUUUCGUUUGAUGAAUUCCCAAUUGAUAAUGUCGAUAAUGAUAAAUCUGUGAUUAAUGAAGGCAAUUUUAAACAGCUUCUUAAAUAUAGAGUAGCCUCUGGAGACCAUGUUCUUAAAAAUCAUUUGGAAACGUCAACUGCUAGAGCAACUUACAUAAGUGGAUUCACACAGAAUGAAAUUAUCAAUUGUUGCAGUAAAGUGAUUUUAGACAAAAUUUGUUCAGAAGCUAAAGAAGCAAAACAAUUUAGUGUGAUAUUUGAUGGAACAACGGAUAUUUCUAACAUAUCUCAAUAA